AUGGCGGGCAAGGUCUGCAUCUGCUGUGAAGCUCUCCAUGACGUAACAACCUGUCCCACGUUCCUCAGCAAGCCUGUGGACGAGAAAGCCAUCCUUGUCUCCAAGUCCGGAGCAUGCUUCUUCUGCCUGAGGAAAGGUCAUGCAGUCAGACAUUGUCGUUUUGCAAAACGAUGUAGCAUCGAGGGUUGCAAGAUGAAGCAUCACAGGCUGCUGCAUGGCAGCAAGAGGGUCGGAGUUCAGUCCAGUAGCCAGGUGCCAGGCUCUGAGCUGGACGGACAGCGAGUGGUUGCUGCCGCAUCUCUGGGAGGCAAGCCUGUAACAACUCUCCUGCAGGUGGUGCAGGUCACUAUUGUCGGCAAAGGUGGUAAGACCAGGAAGGUGUGUGCGCUCCUUGAUCCUGGCUCUCAGACGUCCCUGGUUGCAGAGGAUGUUGUUGAAGAACUUGGUCUGGAGGGAGAGCAGCAGACACUUCGGCUGCGAAACGUGGAAGGCAGUGGCUCCCAGCAGAGGACGAGGAGGUUGCAGUUGCAGCUGAUCACUGACGGAGAUGAAGGCUACGCAGUUGUAGUGCCGGAAGCCUUCUCAGUGAAGGAAAUCAAUCUGACGGUGCCUCACUUCCCAGUGAAGCACUGGCAUCAUGUCCAGGGCCUGAAGCUACCGGACUGCCGUGGACGGAAGGUAGAGCUCCUCUUAGGGGCUAACGUCAUCGAGGCAGUUCUCCAGCUGGAGGUGAGGACAGGAAACCCAGGGGAUCCUGUAGCAAUCAGGACUGUCUUCGGUUGGACGCUCACCGGAUCUGUCGCUGAGCUUGUUCCCAGACAGGUGCGAGAUGUGAUGUUGAUUCAUCGGGCCACUGAGGAAUCAGAUCUUUGUGAUGCUGUGAAGGAUUUCUGGGCUACUGAGUCGUUCGGCAGUAUGUUUGAAGGGCAAGUGUCUCGUUCACGUGAUGACAUCCGAGCGCAGGCUACUCUCAACGAGAUGACUAAGCUGCGAGAUGGUCACUAUGAGGUCGGAUUGCUGUGGAAGGAAGACGGCGUGAAGAUGCCUGACAACAGGAAGAUGGCCGAGAGAAGACUGCAAUCGUUGGAGAGGAGCCUGUCUCGUGACCCAGCAAAAGCUGCCGCUUAUGAAGACGUUCUGAUGGGCUAUGUGACGAAGAACUACGCCCGCAAAGUGUCACGGGAGGAGCUGGCCAGGCCCAGCGAAAGGAGAUGGCUGCUCCCCCAUCACGCGGUAAGCAACCCGAACAAGUCGAAAGUCCGCGUAGUGUUCGACGCCGCUGCCCGCUGUGAAGGAAUCUCCCUCAACGAUGCCCUCAUCACCGGCCCUGAUCUCCUGCAAAGUCUGGUUGGUGUUCUGAUCAGGUUCAGACAGGAGAGAGUGGCGCUCGUGGCCGAUGUGGAAGCAAUGUUCCACCAAGUGCGGGUGAGAGUGGAGGACCAGCCGGCGCUGAGCUUCUUGUGGCGGCACAUGGAUAGGAGCAGACCUCCAGAUACAUAUCAAAUGAUGGUCGUCAUAUUUGGCGCCCGAUGUAGCCCGACCCUGGCCAACUACGCUCUACGAAGAACGGCGGAGGACCACGAGGAGGACACAGAUGAGUCGAGAGCCACUGUUGAAUCUGUCAAGCGCAACUUCUACAUGGAUGACCUGCUCGUUUCGGUUCCAGAUGUAGAACAGGCGAGGAAGAUGCGUACGAACGUGACUGAGCUGGUGGCCAAGGGCGGUUUCCGUUUGACGAAGUGGACCACGAACAAACCAGAAGCUCUCCAAGGUGUCCCAGCUGAUGAAAUGAGUGCAUCCGGGCUCGACUUGGCGCAUCUCGGCCAGGGCACCCAGCGUGCACUAGGAUGCGUCUGGAGGCCUGGUAGCGAUGUUCUCGGCGUGAAGGUAACAGACAUGGACGUCCCAGCUACCAAGCGUGGCGUUCUAAGAAGACUGUCUAUGGUCUUCGACCCUAUUGGAAUCGUCUCUCCGUUUGUUCUCAGGGCCAAGCUGCUCGUCCAGCACCUCUGGAAGCUGAAGCUCGACUGGGACUGCCAGCUGAGCGGAGAAGAACUCCUGGCUUGGGAGAACUGGUUGUCGGAGAUGCCUCAUCUCGAGACCAUCGAGAUCCAGCGAUGCUACGCGGCUGAUGUUCCGCCGGAUGGUGAAGUCACAGGUCGAGAGCUACACAUCUUUUGUGACGCAUCCCAAAAGGCCUUUGGUGCAGUCGCAUACCUCAGGAUGUCAUGUGCCGACGGCACGAACACCACCUCCUUCAUCAUGUCACGGACUCGUCUCGCUCCCUUGAAGCAAUUGACAAUUGUUCGCCUUGAGCUGCAGGCUGCUGUGUUGGGGGUGAGGCUGGCCAACUUCGUCAAAGGAGAGCUCACGUGCAGUCUCGAUGAAAUCUUCCUGUGGACCGACAGCUCUGUGGUGCUGCGGUUCUUAAGAAACGAAAGUCGUCGGUUCCACACUUUCGUCGCCAACAGGAUCGCAGAAAUACAAGAUUCAUCAGAGACUGAGCAGUGGCACCAUGUUCCCGGUGAGCUCAAUCCAGCAGACGUUUGCUCUCGCGGGAUGUCAGGCCCGGACCUCCAGACAUGCUCACUGUGGUGGUCGGGCCCCGAGUUCUUGACCAAGGAUCGUGAAGAAUGGCCUCCGGAACGCGUCACGUCAACGCAAAGUGCAGAAGACGCAGAAAUGAAGACUCCAAAUGAAGCAGUAUUUGCAGCACAGAGCAGCGAGGGGCCACUGGUGGAUCCUUCCCGGUACUCAUCGUGGGUGAAGUAUAAGCGCACGGUGGCUUGGGUGCUGCGAUUCUGCGAGAACGCCAGGCGGAGUAAAGACAGCCGUGUAAGUGGAGCUCUUACGUCGGCUGAGGUCCAGUCAACUGAGGUUUUCGUCCUCAGAGAGCUCCAACGGGCGGCGUACCAUGCCGAACUGCAAGCUGUCGCCAGUGGAUCUCGGCUGCCGAAGGACAGCACGCUUCUCCAUCUCUCCCCGUAUGUCGACGAGCGGGGACUGCUCCGAGCGAGGGGACGUCUCCGUAAUGCCCCACUGGCUGAGACCUGUCGUCAUCCUCUCCUCAUCAGUAGGAACGAUGACGUGAUCAGACUGAUCGUCACCGAUGUCCACAGACGGGCACUGCACGCAGGUCUGGAGCAGACGCUCAGUGAACUGCGGCUUCACUACUGGAUACCCAAGGCAAGAUCAGUAACAAGAAAGCUCAUCUACAACUGUGCGUACUGCAGGAGGAGAAGUGCGCAGCCCCCGACUCCAAUGAUGGCGGACCUACCGGCGAGUCGGUUUGACAUGUCUCGACCGUUUGCAUGUGUUGGCCUUGACUACUGUGGCCCACUCCCCGUUCGGAAGUUCCGCAAGACCGAAAAGCGCUAUGUGCUGCUCAUCACCUGCCUGGCGACGCGUGCAUUGCACUUGGAGCUUGUGAGCUCAAUGGAUACAGAUGGGUUCCUCAUGGCCCUCCGGCGCUUCUUUGCCCGCCGGGGGCGUCCGCGUGUCAUUUGGUCAGAUAAUGGCACGAAUCUGGUCGCAGGUGAAAAGGAGCUCAGGAGUUGUCUGGAUGCGUGGAAUCAGGCACAGAUCACCGACGAACUUAGUCAGCGACACAUCGAGUGGCGUUUUAACCCUCCCACCGCCAGCCACAUGGGCGGUGUUUGGGAGAGGUUGGUGGCGAUGGUCAAACGCGCUUUGCGAGUGGUGUUGGGCAACCAGUGUGUCAGUGAGGACGUACUGCACACCGCGCUGGUGGAAGUAGAAUUCACCAUCAACAGUCGCCCACUCACUUACGUGAGUUCGGACAUCAAUGACCCUGAGCCUCUCACGCCCAACCAUUUCGUUCUGGGUAGCCCUCAGGCUGCCUUUCCUCCAGGGAUGUUCACUGAUGGUGAUGCGUUGGGUCGAGGGAAAUGGCGGCAAUCCCAGGUUCUGGCCAACCAGCUCUGGCGCCGCUGGCAGCGUGAAUACCUGCCCAUGCUCAUCCAGAGGAAGAAAUGGGUUCAUGAAGAUCGCGAUCUGCAAGUUGGAGAUAUCGUGCUCAUGGUCGAGCAGGGGUCACCACGAGGAUACUGGCCGCUGGCCAAGGUCACGGAAGUUUCUCCGGGAGAUGAUGGUCGUGUCCGGACUGUGACAGUGCAGACCUCCAGCGGAUCUACCUAUCGACGACCAGCGAACAAGAUAUGCUUUUUAGAAAGCUGCGUUCAGGGAAGAAACUGAGCAAACGGCCGUGAAAGCGAGGAUGAAAGUCAAGAAGAGUGAAAGUUCUGUUGCUAGGCGCUGUUUAUCCUAGCCCUAUUCAAGUACCGUCCUGCCCCCUGUCUUACCUGUUAAACAGUACCUCAUCCAUUGGCACUUACACGAUGCGCCCAGCGUACUGCUCGAUGCUCGACCUGGAGAAGCCUCGGGCUGCUGACGUACUGCAUGGCCGCGUCCUGGAGCUGAGGGGUGGCGGCGUGCUGCGCUGGACCUGUGAUCGGCUGUGUGCUCGGGACUGGUUCCGAGACCUGGCCCGCCACCGACGGGGUCUCCCGAGCUCUGGCCGCUGAGCGGAGGAUGCGAGGCUGGGGAGAGGCGACGUCUGCCUGGCGCGGACGACUGCGUGAGCUGCUCGGGCGAACGCUGAGUGGAGAGGUGUAGCGGAUGAUGGACUCUAUAGUUUUGCGCACGGUUUCGGCGUUACGGUUCGCCGGCGCGGUGCGUCUGUACGAUAUCUGAGUGACUGGCCGGAGAACGGGCAGGUGACAGUGCAUGGAGGCUGAGUGCUGGAUGCUGAAGCUGCUGUGCGAUAUCUGCUUUUCUCUGAAAUGUGCAGUGCUUGACGCGUGCGUUCGUGCGUAUUUUGAGUUAAUGUGUCUAGCGUAAGUUUUCGGCGGUCAUUGAGCUGAACGCUGAAUAAUCAACGAUGGUCGCUCCAGUUAGUGUUCUCCUCAGGCCUAGGAUAAGCACUGGGGGGAGUGUUGCGACCACCGAGUCUUACUGAGGUUUCUCUUUUCUCAGGUCUUGCACUGACAGACAUGUAUAAAUAUUAACCGUGUGUGCCUGAACUGACAAGCUGGCAUGAUGAGAUGGCAUGCUGAGACUGCUAUGCUGAGACUGGCAUGAACUGGGAGCGGAAACUUCGAAACCCCACUUUGCUGCAUGCGCGCAAGGCUGUGUUUUGUGCCAUUCCUUCUGUUUCUAUCUUUUUCCUUUGUUUGCCUUUCAAUGUAUCCUUCCCUUUACGUCUUUCAUUUUUGUGUACAAUAAAGCGUUCAACGUA
Molecule: messenger RNA, 5257 nt
Organism: Amphibalanus amphitrite
Lineage: Eukaryota; Metazoa; Arthropoda; Thecostraca; Balanomorpha; Balanidae
Exons: 2
Coding region: 1-4215 (1404 amino acids)
Biological process (GO): DNA integration
Molecular function (GO): nucleic acid binding
Source: RefSeq, a predicted model, not a curated record